GGUAUUAAGUCUAAUUUGGCUGUUGAUUGUUUUUGCAGGUGACUCAUUGCAGUGCACACCCCUGGAUCGAGCAUACAAAAGCAAAGUAUUAGGACAUUAUCCAGACUCGGUACCAUGGAAUCCGUUCGACGAACACGCUGUCUGCAUGCUUUGUCUGCCAAGCGGUUUGCGAUUCCGUACGCAAAAGCACUCGGUGGAGCCGACCUUCCACUCCUUCGUCCUCACGAAAGAAGACGGUCACAGGACGUACGGGUUCAGCCUUGUUUUCUACGAGGAGUGCCGCAAUCGCAAAAUAUGCGCCGCUAUGCAAACGCUACAGGCGAUGCACAUCACGGAGCUCAGCAGCGGCCAAAACGGCACGCCUCCUACUGCGAGGAAGGGUCAGGAUGGACAUAAUACGAGAUCGCUGCCACGUCAUUUUAAAUUGUCAGCCCAUUCGCCCGGUGCUGCAUUAGGAUAUUAUGACUCUACCAAAGACAAGUUGCUAGUGACGAAAUCAAUAUCCUUGCUAUGCCAACAACCUUACCUCCACGCGGCAAAGACGUUCCUCACUAAUCUCUAUAAGUGUGUUCCUAGACAUCCCGGACCUGGUCUUAGCUUAGAAUCUUACGUGUAUAACCUUCUGUAUAACGUACCAGUACCGUUACCCGGCAAAUCGUUGAAGUUUUUCGUACCUAAUGAUGAACCGGCGAAAUCGCCGUUGGAAUUGGUUAUCCAUCAACCAUCUCCAUCGCUGGAACUACCGAUGUUGGACUAUCCUCUCAAGGACGUGUUUACGUGGUUGGGUGCAGACUGCCUAAUCCAAUUGUUCACUUGCGUGCUGUUGGAGAACCAAGUUCUCUUGAGAAGCGCUGAUUUUCACAAGCUGAUGGUGGUGUCUGAAUGCAUAACGGCGCUCUUGUUUCCUUUCUCAUGGCAACACGUUUAUGUACCGAUAUUGCCGGCGAGUCUGCAUCAUUUCCUAGAUGCACCUGUGCCCUUUAUAAUGGGUCUGCAUGCGCACAGUGAGGGUGGCGUACUAAAAAUCGCUAGCGAGGCAAACCUUUGUUAUGUAGAUAUAGAUAAGCAAAGUAGCCAAUUUCCGGAAGAGUUACCUAUAUUUCCUCAUAAAAUGCAAUUUAUUACUGAAAUCAGAGCGCUUCUAAACAAGUACAAAAUACCACAUUCAGGAAAGACUGAUAACAUGGUCAUUAAUUAUUACAAUGGCGACAUCAUGACCAGCAGCCUGACGCUUCCCGGUUCUGGUUUUCAUCUUCCUCGCAGAAAACAUUCUUUGCACGAUGUGCUAGAUUGGGAUCGGCCGGAACCAGGGUCACAGUCAGAUAAUCUGCAAAGAAUAGUGGAUAUUGUUAAGAGAACAGUAAACAUGGAUGAUAUUGAACCUAUAGAAGAUGACACGGAAAAAAUACUCACUCCGCAGGAGGAAUAUCAAGAGACUCUUAUCUUCAAUAAUGCUAUUAGGGAGAUCUUUUUGAACCGUUUUGUACAAAUGUUUUCUAGUUACGAACAUUUUGUUAUUCAACCAAGUCAGGACAAGGAUGAAUGGAUAACCAAUAGGGAUAGUAUGCACGUUUUUGACAAGGCUACGUUUUUAUCUGACCAGCCGACUCAACAUCUGCCGUUUUUGUCGAGAUUUCUGGAAACACAGAUGUUCGCUUCUCUCGUUGACAGCAAAGUGAUGUCGACGUGGAGCGAACUCGACUGUAAUAUUAAAGUUUUCGACCAAAGAAUCUCCGCUCUAAAGAAGAAAGUCGGAGAAAGCAUCAUACGAUCAAUGCGAUACGAGCCUUGCACGAACAUCGCAGAUACGCAAAAAAUACUCGAACAGAGAUUAAUUAGCAUAGAUUUUGAAACAAAUCCGCCUACGGAGAUUCUUCCUCAUAGAGCCGCAUAUUUUCGGAGUUUUCCGUUGUUGGAUAAUGUCGCGUUGAAUAAAGAGCCCGCUCAAAGUAUACUUCGUAGUAGAAGAGGACAGACACAAUGGAAAUAUAAGAUGAAAUCCAUGGAUACAAAUGGAAAGCCUGUAACACCCCAAGAAUCUCAAUCACCUCGACCUCAAACUAAACUCUCAGCGGACAUGAGCCCUGCUUUAAUAGCGCAAGCUAAUUGGACAUUUGUAGAAAAAUUGCUCAAGGAUUGUAAAUCAAAAACAAAGAGAAUGUUAGUGGAGAAGAUGGGAUCGGAAGCCGUCGCACUUGGUCACGGGGGUGAGUCUCUGUCUGACGUCGAGGAGAACACUUUAGUCGCUAGUCUCUGUGAUCUGUUGGAACGAGUGUGGAGCCACGGACUGCAAAACAAGCAGGGCAAGAGCGCUCUUUGGUCGCACUUGACCAUGUACCAGGAAUCAGAAGAAUGUAAUGACGCGACUAAGUCUAUAGAUCCCAACUUUCUUUCCCCUGCUAAGAAAUCCUCGAAUAAGUUUUUCGAGAUACCGGAUCGUUUGGUUUCAUUUUUGAGAGGCAAAAGUAUUAUUGAAAUUGCUUCUUACGUCAAGGACAAUUUUAACGAUUUGUCGAAUUUGCAAUUGGAGACGGACGUUUCACCUACAAGAGGUACAGAGAGGCACAAGUCUCCCGGUGAGAGGAAAACUGUCGGUCCUGAACACUUGAGACCUCUCCCGGAUUCUCUAAUCUUCGACAUCCGUAAUGUUCAAGCGAUGACCGAUAUCAAAACACACAUUGGGUACGCAAGAGCGUGGGUGCGGUUAGCGCUUGAGAAGAAAUUGCUGUCGCGCCAUUUAAAGACGCUACUGUCGGAUACUGCUCUAUUGAGGAGUCAGUACAAACGAUCAGCGUUUUUACGUUGUGAAGAAGAGAAAGAGCAAUUUUUGUACCAUCUUCUGACACUGAACGCUGUUGACUACUUCUGCUUCACAAAUAACUAUCCCACGACAAAGUUACCGUAUCGAGUUGUGAUAUUCCCCAGUCGAAAGGCAAGCGCCGCUACAACUUCAGCUAAUAGUUGGAUCGCCAUUUCUGGCACACUCUGCGAAACUAAUCCCGUACCCAUACCAAAAGGAGCACUCGAAUUUGUAUUUCAUCAUAAAAAUUUAGGCGUGUUGUCUACGUUACGGAUUGGACAUGACAAUACUGGAUUAUCACCAAAAUGGAUGGUGGAACACGUUGUAGUGAGAAACGAAGUGACUGGACACACGUUUAAAUUUCCCUGUGGUCGUUGGCUCGGUAGAGGAAUAGAUGACGGGUCUACGGAGCGUUUAUUAGUGGGUGCUUUAGUACCUCGAAGCAUUGACAGCGAGGAGUUGGUAGAGUCAUGUUCCACACCUCCAAGAUGUAGAUCUCCGAGCAUACCUAGGCGUCCUAUAUUAUCGCAAGUUGAACUGCAACACAUGCUCGGUGAAGCUGUAAACGCUAUAGUCAAAUAUCACUACAGAAGAGAAUGUCAAGAUGGUUCUUUGACGGCUCUGCUAUGUGGAGAAGGCGGUCUCGUGCCGUCUUUGGAACAAAUAUUUUUAUUUGGUUUUAAGAAUCAGAGAAUAUUUGGGAGGAACUUUUACGUGUGGGACUACCUCUUACGCGUAAAAGAAAAUUUCGAGAUUUCUCUGCUAGAGGAAAUGGACGAGUAUUCUCAAAGACUCAACCGAGAUAGAAGGGUAUACACGGAAAGCAGCCAAAGAUUCACGAUUUUGAGAUGUUAUUGUCAUCUCAUCGAUCAAAUUAAUAUUUUUAGUCAAACUUUAGGGAAAGAUGGAAAAUUUCAGCUAUUUAUUUGUUUGGCGGCAAGAGAACAGCUUCUUCAUCCAAUGUUGCGGCCGAUGAGUGACGCGCGUUCAACGACGGAUAUGUACGAGGAGAAUUCGUUUUUGAGAAAUCCUACUUUAUUGACCUUCCUCAUUCAUAUUCUUGAGCCGUUGAGCGAAUUCCAUAUUGUCCUUGAGAAGAGCUUGACUCAUGGAAUUUCAAGUAUAUGUUAGUAUUUGCCAAAACGUAUCGAUGUACACUAAUUCGUUGCAAAUAUUCCAUAUUCUUUCGAUAAAUGUCGCGAAUCGUGAAAUAUUUUCUAUCUUAAAAAAUACGUCCGCGGUUUUCCAAUGUUAUCGGUAGAAGCUAUUUGUUAUUGUGGUGUUUUUAAUUACUGACAAAAUUAGAUCGAUCAAGCUUUUCAUGGAUAAAAACAUAUAUAUUUAUUCUUAAUUGACAAGAGAGCCGUUUAACUAAAUACUAAAUAGUAACAAAUGACGAAUUCGAUUGUUAUUACGUAUGGAACGAUAAAAAGCUUGAAAUUCUUAAUAAUGAAAUGAAAAUUUCAUUAUUAAGAGAUAAAUUAGAUGGAUUUAAUAUUACAAUAAAGACUGUUAUGGGGAUGUAGCUGUACAAUAUGCUUUUAUGAAUAACAAAUUAGCGACAAGAGAGAUUAACGUGAGAUUUGUCAGAUAUAACAUUAAACAUUAAGGAGAACGGAAAUCUCGUUCUGUUUCAGAAGCGUACAAUAUUAUUGUCGGUGAUAAGAAAUUAAUAUAUAAUCAGAAUAUAUUUGGCCGCAUCUUGCCAUAGCUAUUAGCACGAUAAAGGUGGUGUUCGUUGAAAUAUUGAUACUAAUGACAAAUUGUGUACCAAAGAUGUGAUCCCAUUUAAUCAAUAUCAUUUUACAUUACCAUUGCUGUUAGAUGUUAAGUUUCUUUAUUAUUAUACGUUAUCGUAUAUUUUUUAUGCAUGCAAAAUAUCUUUCGAAAUAAUUUUUAUACCUGUACACAUGUGGACUAAUGAUGAUUUUUGAUUCUGUGCGAAGAUAUUUUCUGAAUACAAAGGAAUUUAUCAAAAUAUCGGCGCAUCUGAUGAGUCUCGGACAAUGAUUUUUAGAUAGGCAAAUCAAAUAAUGAUUACUUUUUUUUAAUGGCUGUGCUUUGAUACUUGAAAUCGAAUAUAACUUGUGUUGAACGUGAGUGCUAACAUGACAAUUUUAUGUUAUACGUAUAAUAAGGCUGCAAACUGGUAUAUAUGUUCCAAGAAUUAUACGUAUAUGCAAAGUUUCAUAAUUUUACUACAAUAACUGCUUUUGCCCUCUGAAUGCUUGAAGAUUUACACUUGAGAUAAUUGUCAUUUAAUUAAUAUAAUUAAUUAUUUAUAUAUAGUAAAUUUAUUAUGUACAUAUAUUAUAUAUUAUAUACAUAAUAAAUUCAUAUUUUAAUCAUAAUUGCAAUACAAGAGGGUAAGAACUGUCACCGAAUGUAUCGCAAAUGGACCAAAUGACGUAAUCAUCUUUAAGUUGUCGUAUUUUUGUUGAACCAAAGUAUGAGUUACUCGAGAAGAUUUGUUCAUUCUUUUCAUAUAUAUUCAAUUUCACAUUCGUGGAUCAAGAAACAUGAACGGGUUAAACUUUUUGGUCAAUCAAAUAUUGCCUCGAUCUGAGGAUAUUGAUAUCGUUACAAACUUGAUAUACUCAGCUAGUUUUUGUAAGCAACAUGGGAUAAGAUAAUAUUGUACACUGUAAAAAAUAAUUCUUAAAGUACAAUCGAGUGUCUCUCGUUGAGUAACACUCAGAACUUCAUUGGAUAACUGAAAACCUAAGAAUUGUUUGAUAUCUUUUUCAAUACUUAAUUCCAUGAUGUUAUGCGUGUUGUGUCGCGAAUCUCUCGACAUUGUGGCCAAAUAUGAGAUUAUGAUCAACUUAUGUGUGUCCGCCCAAAAUUUCAUAUUUAAAUAUACAGUUUCGUUUGAAAGUCCUUGACGAUUUAACGUGAUAUGUGAGCAUUACAUUUAUUGUGAUAGAUUUAUAAUUUAAUGUAAUCUCAAUUUUUUUUCUAAUUUAUUUCUAUUCCGUUAUACAAAGAUAUAUAAAAUAUAUAAUAGAAUCAAAAUAAAUUAGAAAAAUAUAUGCAUAUACGUAAAGAAGGAGAAAAUACAAGUUGUAUAGAGUAAUUUGAUUAUGCAUUCUAUUGUUUUAUUUCUCCCCGUUUUGUCAAUGCGUAACUAUAGUAAAGUGUAUGGCUAAUGCGCAGAGUUUAAAUAUGUACGUUUAUGAUCUUUCCUUUGUUUGCUGGCCAAACUUCCAUUGUCGAGAACACUCUUCUGAUCAACGUUUGUUAGAAAGAAUGCCAGUACCUUACCAUACCUAAAAUAAAGUAACUUUAAAAUUUUCCGGAACCAAAGAUAUUUUAUGCAAAGUAAAUUUCUGCAAAACGCAAAUCUCAGGUAUAUACAUGAUACAGAUAUAUGCUUAGAUGUAUAUAUGCCCCAUCCGUGGGUUUACGCAUAAAAAAAAACGCAUAUUUUAUGUAUUUAGUAACAUUGGAAAUGCUCUCGUAUGAUGUCAAUGACUAUCUCUCCUUUCUUUGUAACUUAUUUUUCUGCUGUAGAAAACUUCCUAAUGCGAAUUUUUUUUCUCUUAAUCGUCUUAAUUAUCCCUAAAUUAAAUGAUCCUCCCAUUGCGGUACUCACGGCUGUAGCUGUUAAAUUGGACGAUAUCUCUAAUUUCUCUGAUACGAAGACUUCGUUAUCCACAAUCUAUCGAUUAUGUCUUACGCUUCCACAGUCUUUCUCCUGAACGUUUGAAAUUACAAUUGUGUAGGAGAUGGGACAUUGUGACGGUGAAGGAAAAUGUAUACAUAUAGGUUUAACAUUUUAUUUAAAAAGUACCGUGAGAGAUUUAAGCAACAAAUAUCAAUGGAAAGAUCAGAUAAUCCAAGCUUAGAAAAUAUAAUUUUUACGAUAUAUAUAAGUUCCCUUUUUCUUCUUCAGUUCCACUGUGAACCUAAAUAACUUAAUAGUAAAUAAUAAUUUAUUUAAUGUUACAUCGUCAAGGAUUUGCACUUCAUAGUUA
Temnothorax curvispinosus is the source of this 6777-nucleotide messenger RNA. It is a transcript of the gene pns, whose product is annotated as DENN domain-containing protein 5B. Gene Ontology annotation, molecular function: guanyl-nucleotide exchange factor activity; small GTPase binding. The annotation marks the transcript as partial. The transcript is spliced from 19 exons. NCBI's taxonomy places the organism in Eukaryota, Metazoa, Arthropoda, Insecta, Hymenoptera, Formicidae. The record is from RefSeq and is a predicted model, not a curated record.